This is a messenger RNA of Nannochloropsis gaditana CCMP526, 2526 nucleotides long. RefSeq names its product phytanoyl- dioxygenase domain-containing 1-like protein. The transcript is spliced from 5 exons. Bases 28 to 2526 code for a protein of 832 amino acids. The record is from RefSeq and is a predicted model, not a curated record.
AAAUUUACAGAUUUAUCGGAUAAAUCGAUGGAUGUGGUCGACAAUGCCGGCUCGUGUGCUUUCGAAAAGCAAAUACAAACCCUGAAAACCCGGAGCGCAGCGACUAUGAAUGUGGACCCCCCCCCGUGGCUAACGAGGCCCUAUAGCACGCAAGGUCCUUUGAACAAGAAGGAGCUGGAUCAUUUUUUCCAGGAGGGGUACUUGAUAAAACGUGACGUCUUCGCGCCUUCGGAGCUGCAACCGGCCAUGGACGACAUCGACAGCCAGGUCGACGCUCUUGCCCACAAACUCCUCCAGGCCGGGCGCAUCACCGACGUCUGUCCCUCCCUCGGCUUCUACCGACGCAUGGCCGCAAUAGAGGCACAAUGCCCAGGGGCUAGCGUCCUCCUCCACAAAAACCCCGACCUGCCGCCGUCCUUCCGAGCCCUAUGGUCCGACCCUCGCCUGCUCGACAUCGCUCAACAGCUGUUGGGAGGCCCCUCCGUGCCUGUAGCCGGUCACCCCGUCUGGAAUUUGCGGGUGAAGGUCCCACAAACCGCCUCCUCUGUUGUGCCCUGGCACCAGGACGCGGCCUACCUGGACCCGGAGGCGGCCGCCACCCUGGAGGUAGCUUCUCGUCUGUCUCCUCCGCCGUACCUCCCCGCCACGCCUGACUUCUCCCUUUCCUCUCCCACGCCCUCCGUCCUUCCUUUCUCUUCCUCACAGGUCACUGCUUGGAUCCCCCUCUUGGAUGCUAACGCCGCCAACGGCUGCUUGCAAGUGAUGCGGCGGGCCCAUCAAUCGGGACGGACGGCCCGGCAUACGUGCUGCGUGGGCGGUACCUGGUAUGUGGAGAUGGACCUGGAUGACGCCUCCUCACGGCUGGGGAUGGACUGCCGCGACGAAUCCUUCUGGGACACCUGCGAGGUCCCCUUGGGCUCAGUGCUGUUCUUAAGUAAUCUCAUCCCGCACCGGUCCCUCCCCAACGUCUCCGCACACAUCCGGUGGAGCAUCGACCUUCGUUGGCAGGAUGCCCGGGAGCCCGCUGGCUUCUGGGGCAUCAAGGACAUGGUCCUGAUGAGGGAGGGAGGGAAGGAGGGAGGAACGCGCGAGGGCUACCUGGUGGAUUGGGAUGGUUUCUUGGCCGUGGAUCGAGGGGAGGCGCAGAGUCAGGCGGCGGCGCGGGCCAAGCGGGCAGGGGAAGGAGGACAGGACGGAGGGAAAGUGGAGGGAAGGGAGAUCGAGGGGGAGGGAGAGAGCGGGAAGGACAUGGUUUUGGCAGCAGCAGCGGCGGCAUCAGAUGCCUCGACGCCUGUCAUUUCUGGCCCGUGGAUGUUGCGCUGGGAUCUGAACUGCGUGGAAUACGUGCCAAAACAGCGGACUUUAGACUCCACGGGGAACGUCUACUGCCCGCCCGCCCCAGGUCCUGCCGCCAGGGCGAAGAGCGAGGAUGGGUGGGGCGCGGAACAAGACGGGGUCUUCGGGAAGGAGAGGAAGGAGUCUUUACCCUCUCGGACCAGUAGCCCCUCCCUCUCUACCUCUGGCAGCACCUACGGGAUCGCCCCGCCCCCGGCCUCUGCCAGCGCGGCGAAAAAUGUGGGAGGCCCCAUCUUGUCCAUGUCCUCGCAUUCUUGGUCGCAUGUGGGGGAUAACAGCGGGGUAGGAGGCGGGAGGAGUGGUGUCAGCGAGGCCGGGACUCGGGCGAACAGCAGCGGGAACCAGAGCAGCGGGUCGAAACGGAGGCGCAAGGGGGUCGAAGGGGGCCGUUUCCAGCGGGAAGAAAGCGUCGCGGGCGGCAGAAGGGGAAAGCAGGGCCAGGACGACACGGGAAGUGGGACCGGCCUGGGAGCAAACGAGGCUGAGGAAGCAAGGGGGCGCACAGACCUGGUCAUCUCCCCCCCCUCCUCCGCUUCCUCCGCCCCGUCCUGCCCGAACCCCCACCUCCUCUCCCUCUCCCCCCCCAGUGGCCUCAUUCCAGCCGCCACCAUGUUCCCUGCCUGUUCACCGCGCACCGCAGCGCCGGCGCAGCAGCAACAGCAGCAGCAGCAGCAGCAGUACUCCCACCAAGACGCACAGGGACCGCAGCAACCGGUGCACCCACCCCCCCGGCACCAACACCACAAGUACUAUGCCCCACAUCCCACUGCACACAGGCCGCUUGACCGACCGGCCGAGCACGCCUCGUACCUCCAACAAUACGCCUCUCCCCCGUACCCCUCAAAAUUUCCGCCACGCCCACCGUCCCAAGGGCACGCUUUUCAUGGCAAUGCCUACCGCCAGCAGACCUUUCCUGACCGGGAGGAGGUGCCACAGCUGUCGUCGCAGCAGCCCCAUCACUCCUACCUACCAUCGGCCCAUCCUGUGCCCGGAGGGGCACGUCUGGUGGGUACCGGGGAUCACGGGGGGGGAAAGAGGGGGGGAGAGGAAGGAGAGUGGGAAGGAGGACACCCUGGGGGAGGGGAUAAGCCGCACGCAGCCUCGCUGGAGACAUGGGCUUCGUCGCCCCCCCCCGUCUACCAAGAGCACGCUUACGAUGGAGCUGUGUAG